GUCGCAGGUAGGCUACUCUGUGUCUGGUGCUGCUGUUCGGAUGAUUAAAAUGUCUAACGUCAGUUUUGAUAAAUCACCACGUGGAUCAAAGGCCUGGAUCGCUCUGAGACGACUUGAUAAAAACGAUGACAGAGUGGUGGCUCUUCGUGAAGUGUCCAUUCCUCCAACUGCUGAGGUUACCAUGAUCAUACAGAUUAUCACCACUACCUUUGGGCUAAACACUUCCGAUGUCAUAUUCAAGAUAAGGAACCACCGUGGCUGCCUGAUCCCUCUGAAUAGCUCGAUCCCUGCUAACAGCAAGCACAUGCCAUAUGUGCUUGAGGUAGCCAAGAUCUUUCAGCAUGUGUGUCCUAAGCCCAGAACCAUUCCCAUGACUGUGCUCAACAGGAGCAUGAAGACCAGGCUACAGACUAUUGACAGGAGGAUUCAGAGACUGGAGGAGCUUCUGCCUCAAAUUAAACUCAGGCACAACGAAAAACUAAGCCAGGAGAUUGAAUGUCUCAACCAAAAGUUGAGGUUUCUUCAUAAGAGAAUGCAGGUGGCAGAUUCUCGCAGCUGGAAGGGGGGGCUGACCAGAGCCCCUCUGUGGUAACUGUUUUAGAAGACACAGACCAUCAGUGGGACUUUGGUUACACAACUCAUUACCACAUGAGGAUGGAUGAUGAUCUGAAUUUUUACAACUUAUUUUCAUAGACCCAUGUUUUAGUUAGGUUUUAUUACAACUAUAUUAUCAGAAAUUCUUUACACUUUUUUCUGCCUGGAAAUGUAGUGUGUCACGUUUGUAUAGUUGAGGAACAUAUUUGUAACCCUUUUGUGUCGUUUUUUUUUGUGUAGAAUUAAUUAUGGAAGCACGUAUUGUUUGACAAAAUGACCAAAUGUAAUCUGUGAUAUAAUCUUUGUUGUGUGUACCAUGAAAUCAAUAA
Molecule: messenger RNA, 923 nt
Organism: Perca fluviatilis (European perch)
Lineage: Eukaryota; Metazoa; Chordata; Actinopteri; Perciformes; Percidae
Exons: 9
Coding region: 41-592 (183 amino acids)
Source: RefSeq, a predicted model, not a curated record